Messenger RNA from Nymphaea colorata (pocket water lily), 2044 nucleotides. RefSeq lists its product as uncharacterized. Lineage: Eukaryota; Viridiplantae; Streptophyta; Magnoliopsida; Nymphaeales; Nymphaeaceae. The transcript is spliced from 5 exons. The record is from RefSeq and is a predicted model, not a curated record. The coding region runs from base 258 to 1742 and encodes 494 amino acids.
AGGGUGAAGUGAGCUCGUCCUCUCUUCCAAUAAAGAGCGCUUAAUUUCUUCAUCUUUUUUCUCUCCUUUUUUAAAAAAAUGGGCGCUUUAGAGUGGAAGCAGCCGACGCAGGGAGCGCCUUUGCCCUAACACGGCCGAUGCCCCAGCGAGACGCCGUCUGCCGGAAAGCCGUUCCGCCACCGCUCCGCCUCCGCAGCACUUUUUAGUGGGAGCUGAGACUCCGGGGAAGGUGAUUUUGGCCCGGAGGAUGCGCUGCCAUGGGGAAGCUCGACGAGGAAGGGGUUCCCGUGACGUCGUCUUCGUCGUCGUUGUCGGCAGCCGAUUCGAGUUCCACCGAUCCUCGCAGAGGCCGCGGCUGUAGAUCCAGGGCAAUCUGCCGGUUUCUCAGUCUCAAGUGCUUUUUUUCCGUCAUCUUCAGUCUCGCCGUCAUCGUCUCCUCGGUCUUCUGGUUGCUGUCUUACAUCCGGGGGGCUGAUCGUGAGGAUCUGGUACUAUGGCGUUCCGGAGCUCAAAUUGAAGCAAGUUUCAAACUGCAAGGGCCUGUGUCGUUCCUGCGUGCGAAAUCUACGAUUCUAAAGCUUGAAUAUGAUAUACUUGGAGAAAUUGGAGUUCCGAACACCACGGUGGUUAUUAUAUCACUGCACUCCCAUUCUCGAUCAAACUGGACAAAUGUUGUGUUUGGUGUUCUCCCAUAUGCUGAAGACUCACCUAUUUCUUCUGCUGGGUUGAGUAUACUGAGGUCCUCUUUGGUAUCUUUGGUUAUACAGCAGUCAAAUCUGCAGCUGACUCCAAGCAUGUUUGGGGUUCCUUCGUCUUUUGAGGUGUUGAAAUUCCCUGGGGGAAUAACUAUUACUCCAGACCAACAUGUGUUCCUUCUCCAGAAAGUUCAAGUUCGUUUUAACUUCACAUUGAAUUAUCCCAUAUACCAAAUCCAAGAUAAUCUUGAUGAGUUGAAGAACCAGCUUAAGUUGGGCUUGCAUCUCAGGCAGCAUGAGGCUUUGUAUGUGAAAUUGACAAAUUUAAAAGGUUCUACAUUGUCCCCUCCAGUUAUAGUUCAGGCAUCAAUUUUUGCAGAAGUUGGACUUCCACUUGCUGCACCAAGGGUGAAGCAGUUGGCCCAAACCAUAACUGAUUCGCCAGAAAGAAACCUUGGUCUGAAUCACAGGGUCUUUGGUAAAGUGAAGGAGGUCAGAUUAUCAUCUUCUCUUCCAUAUUCACUUGGUGGUGAUGGCUCGCCAAGUCCAGCUCCUGCUCCUCACCAAAACCAUCACCACCACCACCACCACGGGCACCAUCACCACCAUCAUAAUUUUCAUGUAGCUCCAGCUUCUGCACCUUCUCCUCGCCCUGCAACUAAUUAUGUUUCUCCUCAUCACCACCGCUAUGCAUUGCCUCCAUCCCAAUGCCAUACUGGAUCUUCCUUGGGUCAUAAAAGAAAUGCCCAUGUUGCCCCUGUUACUUCUCCUUCUGCAUCAGUGCAGCCAAAAGGGGACCGUCCUGCAUCAUCAGUCAGAUUUCCUGCAGCACCACCUUUGCGAGCAGUCUAUUUUGCUCAUGUUCAUCCUCCAAGUAUAACUGCAGCUCCAAGCAAAAGUGUUGAAAGUUCUCCUGUAGCCAGUCCAGGUGAUGCCAAUCGGGUCUUGCCGUUGAUUUCCUCCCCAUCGCCAUCUCCUGCUUCAUCUUCCUUCAUGUUAAUGGUUCCAUGGGCUCUUCUGCUUGGAGCAUUGUUGGUGCAGGUGUGACAACUUCAGGAAAACUGUUCAUUUUCCCUCCCCUUGCCCGAAACCUUUCAGGUCACAAAGUGACUUUUGGUUUCUCUCUGCAUAAGGAAAGAUAUGUUGGAGUUCCCUUGAGAAAAGUGGCACAAAGGGUGUCCAGGAUCAGGUGGAAAUUUUCUUUUUUGUGUGUAUAUAUUAAUGUAAUGUGGUGUUACCAGCAAAUAUGUAUUUCUGGUCGAAGCCAGAAGUGGCAGGCCCUUUAUUAUACAUAUUGCUGUUACGGACCCCCUACAUUUUCCUUCGAGGGAAAAAGAAAGUUUUGCUCA